AGUCCAAGUCUGACUAGAUCUGACUUUUGACGCGCCUUCAUCUGAGCAGACUCAUUCCAGCUUUUUUUUUCGCUGGGCUUCUAGCAUAGAGGUCAUUAUGAAUACUUUCAGACAGGCUUCCCGGAGUACGGCACUCCAUGCUGCUCGUACAGCACGUCAAGAAGCUCAGGACCGUACUAGGGUUCACAUACAACUGAGAGGCUUGCCUCGCUCUGCACUCCCUUCAGACAUACGACGAACCGUCAUUCGCGAAAAGUUGACCGCUGUUACUGAUAUUGUUCUCGACUACCACCGCUUCAAUCCAACGGGUCGAGCUUACUUGACAGUUUCCCAUCCUGACUUUAUGAAAACGAAUCUGCAUGCUCUGGAAAAUGCUACCGUCGGCGGAAUCCCAUUCGAGUCUUAUUCCGCACCACCUCCAGCGUCCGGUCCCCCUGAAAGAACGCGUGGACCGAAAGGACGUGCCGAGGCUGCAGAUAGAGGGCUUAUUACAGGCAAUGGACCUCGAGGGGGCC
Molecule: messenger RNA, 515 nt
Organism: Serpula lacrymans var. lacrymans S7.9
Lineage: Eukaryota; Fungi; Basidiomycota; Agaricomycetes; Boletales; Serpulaceae
Exons: 3
Source: RefSeq, a predicted model, not a curated record